Messenger RNA from Hemiscyllium ocellatum (epaulette shark), 529 nucleotides. RefSeq names its product nuclear receptor subfamily 2 group C member 2-like. The transcript is spliced from 3 exons. The annotation marks the transcript as partial. Gene Ontology annotation, biological process: negative regulation of transcription by RNA polymerase II. NCBI's taxonomy places the organism in Eukaryota, Metazoa, Chordata, Chondrichthyes, Orectolobiformes, Hemiscylliidae. The record is from RefSeq and is a predicted model, not a curated record. Gene Ontology annotation, cellular component: cytoplasm; nucleus. Gene Ontology annotation, molecular function: transcription corepressor activity; transcription factor binding.
ACAAGCUUUCUGCAGACAGAGUGAAAGUGGUGAUGGAACACAUUUGGAAGCUGCAGGAGUUCUGUAACCACAUGGCCAGGCUGGGUAUCGAUAGGUUCGAGUAUGCGUACCUCAAGGCUAUCGUUCUUUUCAGUCCUGAUCACCCAGGUCUCAAUAGCACCAGCCAAAUUGGAAAGUUUCAAGGCAAAGCACAAAUGGAGCUGCAGGAUUAUGUCCAAAAAACAUAUCCUGAAGAUAGCUACAGAUUGGCCCGAAUUCUUCUCCGCCUGCCGGCUCUUCGAUUGAUGAAUUCCAGCAUCACGGAGGAGCUCUUCUUCACAGGACUGAUUGGGAAUGUUCAGAUUGACAGUAUCAUCCCUUAUAUUCUGAGAAUGGAAACUGCGGAAUACAACAGUCAAAUCAUUGGCACUUAACCCUGUCGAACAGUUUCUUCAGCUCAUCAUUAAACGUGACAGCUCCAUCAAUGACUGGCGGGAGAGCAGAGCACAGCUUGGACUGCACUAUCAGAAAGCAAAUAACAUCUUCACUG